Exophiala spinifera is the source of this 2832-nucleotide messenger RNA. RefSeq lists its product as uncharacterized. The record is from RefSeq and is a predicted model, not a curated record. The transcript has 2 exons. Gene Ontology annotation, molecular function: ATP-dependent chromatin remodeler activity; ATP binding; metal ion binding. The coding region runs from base 1 to 2832 and encodes 943 amino acids. Lineage: Eukaryota; Fungi; Ascomycota; Eurotiomycetes; Chaetothyriales; Herpotrichiellaceae.
AUGACAGCCUCCAAAACCGCCACUCCAGAACCCUCCCUGCCAACUCCAAAACCGCAUCGGAGACGCAGUGCCAGAACUGCGAACAUUGUUGAAAUUCCUGACUCUGAUGAGAUUGAAGAGGCCUUGCCUUCUACAUCAGCGCCGAAAACCAGCUUCCAGGGAGUCUUCAUCUCGACUAAGAACCGGGUUGAAUCUCAGACAUCUACGGGACCCUCCUCAAUUGCCGAUUCAUUAGAGUCUAAUUACGAAACUCCCGCUACAAGCACUGUCCCUACGCCAAAUGCAGGAGAAUAUCAACCCAAAAACACAAUCUCUGCGACUACCCGAGCACUAGAACUGCGCUCUUCGGAAUAUUCUUUGAAGCCGCGCUCAACACGAAAACGAACCGCUAAAGAGGUUGAAGACCGGGAAGAGGACGCGGACGAGGAACUGGCUCGCGCCUUACAAGCAGAAGAAUACGAAGCAGGCGCCGUUAGUGACGACUCCGACAUUCUGCCGUUGUCCAAACGUCGUCGCACUGAGGUUCUUGUGGUUCCGGACAGCGAUGACAGCGAUGAUAGUGACAUGGAUACUGCGCUUUCCACUCUGCCACGGAGAGGUCUUCCCAACCCACCACAUGCUGGAUCUUCUACUCGGACAGGCGUGUCUCUUGACGAUUCUGAACUCUCGUCCCUCGCUUCUUUUAGUGAUGAAGAGAGUUUCGACUCUGAUGAUUUUUCUGUUGCCGAGGAAGCCACAGAUGCGAGUGUCGAUCUUGAUGACAACGAAAGCACCACCGCACCAGCAAUUAGUCGAAGACUCGCUGCAAGAUCACAGCGGCGUCGGAGACUACGCGGCUUCUCUCCCUCUCUUUUCAUGGACCCGGCGAAACGGCGAGCCAAACGAGAACGCGCGAAGCUCGAAAAAGCACAUCCAGAAAUCAAGACUAUGUGGGAUGACCUCAAAGCUAUCCAACCUAUCACACCCGUGGCUGCUGCACAGCCAGCUGGUAUUAAUCGCCAACUGAAACGCUUUCAACUGGAAGGCUUGGAUUGGAUGGUCAAGCAGGAAAAGUCCACUUGGAAGGGAGGUCUGCUUGGCGAUGAGAUGGGUAUGGGCAAGACAAUUCAGGCCGUCAGCUUAAUCAUGUCCGACUGGCCUGCUAAAGCUCCCUCUCUUGUCGUUGUCCCACCCGUCGCUCUGAUGCAGUGGCAGUCCGAGAUCGCCGACUACACCAGCGGCAAGCUCAAAGUACUCGUUUAUCACGUCUCUGCCAAUCCCAAGUGCAAAUUAAUGACAGUGAAGGAUCUCAAGAAGUAUGAUGUGAUCAUGGUCUCCUACUCUGGACUCGAGUCGAUGUAUCGCAAGCAGCACACUGGGUGGAAUCGCAAUGAUGGCAUUGUCAAAGAAGACAGCGUGCUACAUGCCAUCAAAUUUCAUCGGCUCAUUCUUGACGAAGCGCAUAGCAUCAAGUCCCGAACCACGGGGGUUGCCAAAGCUUGCUUUGCGCUCAAGUCUGAUUACAAGUGGUGUUUGUCUGGAACUCCAGUCCAGAAUCGCAUCGGAGAAUUCUUCUCUCUGCUUCGCUUCCUUGAGGUUAAGCCCUUCGCUUGCUACUUCUGCAAGCAGUGCAAAUGCCGCCAGCUUCAUUGGAGCCAGGACAGCCAGAAGAUGUGCACUUCUUGCAAACAUAGCGGGUUCAACCAUGUUUCUGUCUUCAAUCAGGAAAUCUUGAAUCCGAUUACUCAGAACGAAGACACUACAUUGAGAAAGAAGGGCUUGGAGAAGCUCCGACUCAUCACUGAUCGUAUCAUGUUGCGUCGAAUGAAGCGGGAUCACACGUCGUCUAUGGAGCUUCCACCCAAAGACAUCGUAAUCCACAACGAUUUCUUCGGGGAGAUGGAACGUGACUUCUCGCAGAGCAUCAUGUCCAACUCCACACGCAAGUUUGACACAUACGUGGCUCAAGGUGUUAUGUUGAACAACUAUGCCAACAUUUUUGGCCUUAUCAUGCAAAUGAGACAAGUUGCGAAUCACCCGGAUCUGAUCUUGCGCCGUAAUGCGGAGGGGGGUCAGAACAUUUUGGUGUGCUGCAUCUGUGACGAGCCCGCAGAAGAUGCCAUUCGCUCCAAAUGUCACCACGAAUUCUGUCGUCAAUGCGCCAAGUCAUAUGUACAGUCUUUCGGCGACGGCGGAGGCGACGCCGAUUGCCCUCGGUGUCAUAUCCCGCUACAGAUUGACUGGGAGCAGCCUGAGAUUGAGCAGGAUGAAGAGACGGUCAAAAAGUCAUCUAUCAUCAAUCGUAUCAAGAUGGACGACUGGACUUCGUCAACCAAGAUCGAGAUGCUGGUCUAUGACCUUUACAAGCUCCGCAGCAAAAAGCAAACUCACAAGAGUAUUGUUUUCUCUCAAUUCACAUCGAUGUUGCAAUUGGUUCAGUGGCGUCUUCAGAAAUCUGGCUUCAGCACCGUCCUACUUGAUGGUAGCAUGAGCCCUGCUCAGAGACAAAAGUCCAUUGACCAUUUCAUGAACAACGUGGAUGUCGAGGUUUUCCUGGUCUCGCUCAAAGCUGGUGGUGUUGCCCUCAAUCUCACCGAGGCAAGUCGCGUUUACAUUGUUGAUCCAUGGUGGAACCCAGCGGCAGAAUGGCAGUCAGCAGAUCGUUGUCAUCGUAUUGGUCAGCGUCGUCCUUGUGUUAUCACACGCCUCGUCAUUGAGGAUUCAGUCGAGUCGAGAAUGGUCUUGCUUCAGGAAAAGAAGGCAAACAUGAUCAACGGAACUGUCAAUAACGAUCAAGUUGCGUUGGACAAGUUGACACCAGAAGAUAUGCAGUUCUUGUUCCGCGGAAGUUGA